Trypanosoma rangeli is the source of this 981-nucleotide messenger RNA. RefSeq names its product surface protein TolT. The record is from RefSeq and is a predicted model, not a curated record. Bases 1 to 981 code for a protein of 326 amino acids. The transcript has a single exon. Lineage: Eukaryota; Euglenozoa; Kinetoplastea; Trypanosomatida; Trypanosomatidae.
AUGAGGUGCGGUGUGGCGUGCGUCCUGUUGGCACUUGUGCUGUGCUGCGUGCACUUGUCGCUCUCUGAGGCAGCUGCGCCAUCGUCUGCUCGUACUCGUGCUUCCGUGGCUGAUGGUGCUCCUGUUGCGAAUGCUACUCCUGCAUUGGUGCCGGAUAAUAUAAAUGAAGUGCUGGAGACAGCCCUGAAAGCAAAGCUGAAGGCGCAGGCAGAGUUGACGGAGGCCAGAGGGUACUGCCUGGAAGCGAAGCAGAGCUCUGAUAAGGCGUUGGAGGAUGAGAAGAAGGCUGAGGAGAUUUUGAAGAAGCUUGACGAGGGGGCCGUUGUGCUGAGCAGGUCGCUGCUGCAUGCGAAGGAAGCUACCAAGGAGGCUGAGGGCGCUUUGAAGGAAUGCUUGGAAGCGGAGAAGGCAGCAGAGGCAGCAGAGGGGGAGACGCACAAGGCCGUGCACGGGUUGCUGGAACUCACGAUGGACAGGUGGAAGGAGCCAAAGGAUGGUAAUAUGCUGAAGCAGGCGGCGAAUCAGACUGCGCUCGCCGUGCAGAAGGCGGAUGAGGCGGAGAGGUACUCUGAUAAGGCGGCAGCCGCGGCGGAGAAAACUCAUGCAGCAGCCGAGAGAGCCGCAACGGCGCAGAGCUUAGCGCACGAUGUUGUCGUGACGGCAACGGCGCUGCUGCGUAAACGCGAAGCCGAGGAGAAGAGGCGACAGGCGAAGGAGCGAGCAGAUGCUGAGGCUGCGAGACAAGCUGCUGUUGCUGAGGUGAUGGAGAAGUUCUCUGUGAAGCAGGCGCCUAAUGAAGCUUCCUCAGACAGUAACGCAGCAGGAGCUUCUGCGUCCGGGGCGGGAGAGGGGAAGUCCGGUACCACACACAGGAAGAAUGCGGUGGGUGCGGCGGACGGCAGCGGCAUUCCACUGUUGUCGCGUGCAUCGCUUUUGCUGACUGCUGCUGUGGCAUUCAUUGGUUGCCUCUUCGUGUGUUAG